Scleropages formosus (Asian bonytongue) is the source of this 4115-nucleotide messenger RNA. RefSeq names its product zinc finger protein 16-like. The record is from RefSeq and is a predicted model, not a curated record. Gene Ontology annotation, biological process: regulation of gene expression. The transcript has 5 exons. Lineage: Eukaryota; Metazoa; Chordata; Actinopteri; Osteoglossiformes; Osteoglossidae. Bases 2170 to 3363 code for a protein of 397 amino acids. Gene Ontology annotation, cellular component: nucleus.
UCUGAAAAGACCGCAGGACACACGGGAUUCUAUUCAUUUGGAUUACAUUAAACGCAGUACUCAUAAACAACUGUAUAUUCAGUAACGAUAAAAUCUCGUUUAAUUAACUUCCAGAACCAGCUGGCAUCUAUUAUGGAACUGAUAGAGAAGUCCGUCGUGGAAAUAAACAAACUUUUUGAAGACGGCACGUUUAGCUCUCCGCCUGGAGCUGUCUCAAAGCAGGCGCGAGAUCGACCUGCUGAAGUGACGAGGAGGCUGCACAUAUUCGAGAGCGAGCUGCACGCGGCGCAGAGCUGCGCAGGCGCCGGAGCGCGAGCCGUCACGCCGAGUACUGGCGGUAUCCAAGAGGAAGUCGAGCCCGAGAGAGUUGCUCGUCCGCUGGGGAGGGAUGCUUGAGGAAUGUAGUGUGAAUCUGCUGCGAAUCGAACCCACACCUGUCCAAAUGAAAAUGACUCCGAACAAUGGCCUUAAGGACUGAGGAGAUGUUUUGCAUAGUGAGGAACCUGCCUUUGAAGAUGAGUUCUCUGAGGAGCAAUGUGACAAACCUACCUGCAACUGCAGAGGAAAAGGAAUACUCCACAGAUCCAGACUGUUCCAAUAACAAGGUGGUAAAGGUGUCCAACUGCCAUUUAUCCCUUAUCCUGCCAAACAUCAUUAUCCUUGACAUUACCACAAACCUCCCCGCCAAUGAAGAUCUAGGCAGAAAAAGAAUUUAAAGCAGCUGGUGUUGGAGUCUGGUGCUUUUGCUGACUUUUCUGUGUGCUUUCUUUUUUGUGUUUUGCCUCAUUGUUUUUGUACUUGCUUGUGCUUUUCUGUUUAUACAGUAUGUUCAUAGUUCUCCCUGUUCCAGUUUAUCUGUCACCUGUGUGGUUCAACUGAACUUAGUGCUAGCUGGCUUGGGAAAAGUGUACAGAUAAAAGUCAUGUGACAUACACUUGCACAUGUAGUUUUGUUUGGAGUGUCUAAACCACACUAGGCAAAGGGUGAGUGUCAGCUGUGUAUUUUUGUUUGGGUUAUUUGGGCGUCUUCUGACACUGAAGAUACUUUUUCUGGUUGUGUUUGUUUGAUAUAGUUAGAAUAGUCUGUGCUACCUUAGAUUUGCUUGGGUUUGAUUUGUUCAUUCCUUUGACACUACCCAAGUUCUUUUCCCCAUGUGUCUUUGGAAUUGUAAUAUACAAUAUGUAUAACUUUUCACUAGCCCACUUCUCACUUACGUACAUAGUAAAUCACUUGCACCAAAAGUCUUGCUUAUUGCUUUUGGUCCCCAUCCAAACCACUGGCCUUCAGGCAACUUAAUGUUAUACCCUGUUACCCUUAGACACCUUGGGGUCAUAACACAGUCUUAUAAUAUUAUCAGAAACCUUUGCCAACAGCAGUUUACAAUGGUUGACCUGAAUGUCUCUCAAGAUGAAGGAUAUUCUGAAUGUUCUUUCUUCUGUGGGAUGGUUGCUAUUAUGAGCUGCGAAAACCAAACACAACCUUUCAGAAUAAGGACCUUCCCAUAGUCAAGAGCCAGUAAUGCACAUGGUAACAGUGUGCUGAUUUGGGGAUGUGCUGUUGUCGUGAUAGGAGCUGGGUCCCUAUUGCACAUGGGGCACAUUGUAUGUGCUGUUUGCAGGAGAUCUGCAUAGUUAUAUGCCUGACGGUAAUAUGGUGUGUAUGUGUGCGCGUGCCAAAAACAUCACUGAUCUUUAGAGUGUGUCUUAGACACUGCUUUAGAAUUUUAAAAAGAAACCCGAAUCAAUAACACACACACGUCACACCGCAAUUAAACCUGUUUGGCUGUUAAAAUUAGGACAGGUACCUUACUUCAUUACACGAAAUUGCCUUCGAUUCAAAGUUAUCGGAAAUUCCUUAAUAACAACAUACACUGUGAAAGAUUUUAAGGUUUUUAAUAUUAAAAAUAUCUGAACUGGAGACGUGUUUAAAUUACGUCAUUCUCUCCGUAGACCGCAGCUAAACCACGUGUAGAACUGGUUGGAUUGGGAGGGAUUGUGUCGUCAUUUCCGCUUGGAAAUGAAGCACGUGACGCCGUUUUAGAAACGGAGAUUGUGUUGCUGUCGCCGCUUUGCUUCACUUUGUUUCUUAUAGUAAAGUGCCGUAAACGCACAGCAGUGGUAAAUGCAGUAACUUUGAAUAAAUUGGAGUGAUGAAAAAUUGUCCCUCAGUAUGACCACCUCGUUCAGUCUCCACACUCAGAUCGCGUCCGUUUUAGAAGUGCUCGCGAAUGCGGCGGCCGCCGAGAUCUGCAAGCUCGUGGAGGAUGGAGCCGCGCUGCUACGGCUCGAGGUCUGCAGGCGGGACAGUGAGAUCGAGAGCCUCGGCAGGAAGCUGCGUGUGCUGGAUCAGGAGCUGCGGGCCGCACUCAGGCAGCCCGCGGCGCACUCGCGUUCCGUGGCGGUGCAGGUCGAUCCCGAGCUCGGAGACGAUCGGCACGGACAUGAAGAAAUGAUUGCUGCUGUAAGGAGAUUUCCGCUUAAGCAGAGAUCCAGUGAGGAAGAGAAUGACAUCGGCUCCACACCUGUCGAUGGUGAUGGGCAACAGAGCACAUGGACCACUGCUGCAGGUGGCCUUGAAGAACUUGCUGAGCAGUCGAACCCCAGGCACAGCGAUGUGGAUCUGAAUGGCCUUGAGUCUAUGCCGAAGGCUGAAAAAGAGGACGCUGCUGUGGCCCAGAUACUCAGUCAAAGUGAAUCAGAAGAUGCUGCUGGAAGUCUGCCCCUCUUGGAGAGUGAAAGUAAUGAGACAGACAGUGAGCUGUGGACGUUCUUUAAACUAGAUGACCGAGGGGCAAGUACCGCAGGUGCGGACGGCACCCUCAUUAUCAGACGGGACUCGGAGAUGGGCUCGGUUCUUGGCCCAGGUGCAGAGGAGUGUUGCGGUACAGCUCUGUCCUCUGUAGUCACGUCACAUGUUAACGUGCUGGAGAGAGCAGCUGGACUGGAGGAGACCGCUGGACGUGCUCUGAACUUGAACACUUGUGAGCACACGAAGAAACUGGCUGCUGCCCCCAGAGAGAAGUGGUUCAUCUGCUCUCAGUGUGGGAAAAGCUUUGAUCGCUUCAGCCACCUUGAAAGACACCAGAGAAUUCAUACAGGAGAGAAACCGUACAGCUGUGUUACUUGUGGGAAGUGUUUUUCCCAAAAAAGUAGCCUUAAAGGGCACCAGCGAGUGCACACGGGCGAGCGACCAUACAGCUGCGGCAUCUGCAGGAAGACCUUCUCCUGUUUGUCUAACCGCAAUGCUCACCAGUGCUCUCAUGCUGUCGUGAGAGCAUACAGUUGUUACUUGUGUGGGAACAGUUACUCACAGUUAAAUGCUCUUAAAAUGCAUCAGCGAAUUCACACGGGAACAAAAAAUUAAUGCACCGGUAAAUCCAAAGAGGCUACUCAGGGAGAGGGGAAAUGUGUGCACUGUGGCCAUGGAUUGUUGUAUUUUGUUGUCCCCCAGUGCAUUGUCACUGUCUAAUCACACACAUUAAGUCCAGCGCUAUGUCUGUAGGUGUCCUUCCAGAAGGUUUCUGACAGGGACUGUGCUUUGGUCUCUGUAAAACCGCUCAGAGCUCUUUAUGGCACAGGGUGUGUAGAAUAUGAGCUGUGUUCUACCUCAGUCACUUGUGAGUGUCUAAUGCGGAUGCUGUGAUUUGCAUAUGGAUAUUUUCCCUUAUGUAGUUGCAGUUAAUGCUGCUUUUUAUUUAAGCCAGCAGAUGUGUUCAUUACCCUAAUUACUGCAGUUAAUAUGACAGUAAUAUAAUGCUGUUAAGUUACACUGAGUAAAUAUUGGACACCAUUUGCUAGUAAUUCCAUCAUACAUAUUUAAGCAGGAAUAGUAAUGGAUUGGGGGCUGAAAGUAGUGUAGUAGUUAGGGCUCUUUCAUUGUAAGAUGAUGGUCCCUGGUUCGAAUCGCAAUGCUGCUCCAGUGCCCUCAGUAAAGGUACUUAACCUGAACGAAACAGUAAGACGACCUGCUGCAUAUAUGGUAAAUCAGUGUGGAGUUGUGUGUUUAACUUAGUAAGCUGUGUUGGGCAAAGGCUUUAGCUGAAUAAGGGUCAUAAUAAUACAAAGUGACUCCUGUGUCAUUCACUCAACCUUGUUUCAUAAAUGUUUUAAACAAAG